Molecule: messenger RNA, 941 nt
Organism: Calidris pugnax (ruff)
Lineage: Eukaryota; Metazoa; Chordata; Aves; Charadriiformes; Scolopacidae
Product: tubulin--tyrosine ligase-like protein 12
Exons: 6
Source: RefSeq, a predicted model, not a curated record
UCCGGUCCGAGGCGGGGCGGGCAGCGGCGGUACCCGGCCAUGUCGGGAGACGGCGAGGAAGAUCUACCGGCCUUCGUGGCCCUGCACGGGGCCGCCCUCCGCGCUUCGGGAGUGCCGGCGCGCUACUGGGAGAGCCUGUGCCGCAAACUGCGUGGAGAGAUAUUUGAUGCUGGUGACUACUUUGGGAUAAUGCAAGUAGAAGAGGUGGAUGAAGAGGAAGAAGGCGAUGAAGAAAUGGAAGAAGAGUUAAAAAAGAAACCAAAUCCUGGAAAUGAACCUUGUUUCAAAGUUAUCGUAACAAAUGAGAAUGGACUUCAAGCCUCCAAUCCCAAUAGCAUUUUCCUCAUCGACCACGCCUGGACAUACCGUGUUGAACACGCCCGGCAGCAGCUGCUGCACGUACCCGGGUUACUGCACAGAAUGACAAACCUCAUGGGCAUCGACUUCCACGGGGAGAUCCCAGACGAGGGCAGCAUCGAGCAAGUGUUGCAGGAAAUGUGGAAAUACAAUCAGACCUACCAGCUUUCUCAAGGGACUGCAGAGGAGAAGGUUCCUGUCUGGUACAUCAUGGAUGAAUUUGGAUCACGCAUUCAGCAUUCUGAUCAGCCUAGUUUUGCAACAGCACCUCUGUUUUAUAUGCCUCAACAAAUUGCUUACACUGUUCUCUGGCCUCUGAGAGACCUUGAAACUGGGGACGAAGUGACUCGUGAUUAUGCUUAUGGAGAAACGGAUCGCUUGAUCAGGAAGUGUGUUUUGUUACCGUGGGUGCCCGCUGAGGUGUUGGAUGUCAAUUGUUUUACUCCAGAGCCAUCAGAUGAGCAUUACCAGGCUAUUUUAUCAGAAAACAAGGAAAAACUGCCCAUAGCGAUAAACCCACCGGUUUAUGACAAAGACAAAGUUUUCAAGUACGUAUCUGCAAACAAAAUGCAUUCUUACCAAGA